Messenger RNA from Uranotaenia lowii, 1623 nucleotides. RefSeq names its product leucine-rich repeat and death domain-containing protein 1-like. NCBI's taxonomy places the organism in Eukaryota, Metazoa, Arthropoda, Insecta, Diptera, Culicidae. Bases 102 to 1238 code for a protein of 378 amino acids. Gene Ontology annotation, molecular function: protein binding. The transcript is spliced from 2 exons. The record is from RefSeq and is a predicted model, not a curated record.
AUCGUUCAUUCACAUUGACCACGAGCCGUUAGUCGUCGUUCGUACUUCGGCUCAUACAUUUGAAGUGAUCAAAGAAUUUUUGUUUGAAAUUUUUUUUCGGAAUGCGACUAUGUGGCACCAUUGUAUUCUUGCUGUCAAUUACACGAUUCAACAGCGGUAUCAUAACUGUGUGCCCUUUUCUUAAACCCCUUGGCUGUAAAAAAUAUGAUGUAAAUUUCAUCAAUCCUUCCUUCCAAUGGCCCCCGCAAUUCGAGAUACAGGUUUACUCGGCCGAACUUCAAAACAUAGUCAUCGUUCAACCCUCCCAACAGCUCUUCGAUUCAAUUGGCUCCUCGCUGAAAUUCCUGAUUCUUCGCAGGUGCAUCUUAUCAAGUUUCUACCUCCCCACCGGACUGGAACAUUUGGAAAUAACCGGAACGGAAAUAGAAGAAUUUUUGCUGCCGGAAAAGUCCGAAAUUCAACUCAAAUCACUCGAAGUAAGAAAUUGUUCUUUCGGUUGGCUUCCGAAUGUUUUAACUCAAAUGAACCGUCUGGGGAAAUUGAUAAUCGCCGAUUCAGAAGAAGAUGAAGUUUCGCUGAAUGAUUUUUCCAUGCUCCAGGCAGAAACUUUGGAUCUCAAAGGAUGCAACAUGGACGUAACUUCUAUUGAAAAUCUACAGUUGACUACAAUAUGCAUUAAUAAGUUCAAACUUACAAUGCCUGAGUUUGGCGGAUGGACUGUUCCGAAGCUUGAGCAUUUGGAUUUAUCUUAUAAUCAAAUAACAGAGCUUCCUAAAAAAUUACCAGUUAUCAACAACGUUCAGCAUUUGCACAUGAACUUCAAUAAAAUAACAGUUGUCAAUAUGAGCGAAUUCGAAACUUUCGUAGCUUUGAAAACAUUAAGUUUGGAAAGCAAUAGUUUAAGCAAUAUUACGAUCGAGAAGAAGAUGGAGUUACCAGUAAUAGAAGUGCUGUCUUUAAGCUACAAUUAUAUAAGCGAUUUAAAAUUCCUGGACCAGAUUCACAUGCCAAAUUUAAGAUUUCUUGGACUCAAUGGCAACGGAAUAGUGAGCCUCCAGUCAGUUAUGCCACACUUGAGAGCUAGCUAUCAUGUGGCUUUCCAGAUAUCAGUGCAGGGAAAUCCAUUGGAUUGUUAUUGGGUACAGGAGGAAAUCAACAGGCUAGAGGACUCUAUAAUUUUCCAAGGCUACAACCUGUACAUGGAAGUUUGUGGCGUGACGAUAAGCAUAAGCUUCUAAUACGACAAUUAGCCGAUAAAAAAUUCCAGGCUGGGUCACGUUCUUCCAGGUGCAAAAGAAACAGUUGGUUUUCAAUAACAAUUUGGAACCGAAAAAAUCUUCGCUGGGAUUUAGCCAUGUCAUAGAACAGACGAACUAUUCACGAAAAAAAAUUCAACAGAAAGUCUGGGAAAAUUUAAACCUUAAUUUUGGCAAACACAUGAAUCAUUUUGAUAUAAAUAAAAAUGCUCUUAAAGAUUUUCGCUAAAUCCCCAAAUCGGAGUUUUCAUCAACAUCAGCGCCGGCGACAUUCACAUUUCAUGUUGACCAGAUAUCUAUAAAACAUCGUCCAAUUGUCGGAACCAAACAACAGAAAGGGUUGCCGAUUGCUGAGGUGUUUGCUGAA